Messenger RNA from Toxorhynchites rutilus septentrionalis, 6246 nucleotides. RefSeq names its product serine/threonine-protein phosphatase 4 regulatory subunit 3 (gene flfl). Gene Ontology annotation, molecular function: protein phosphatase activator activity. The record is from RefSeq and is a predicted model, not a curated record. NCBI's taxonomy places the organism in Eukaryota, Metazoa, Arthropoda, Insecta, Diptera, Culicidae. Gene Ontology annotation, biological process: DNA damage response; protein dephosphorylation. Bases 1306 to 4473 code for a protein of 1055 amino acids. The transcript is spliced from 10 exons. Gene Ontology annotation, cellular component: protein phosphatase 4 complex; nucleoplasm.
CAAAAGUUGACUAGAAUCCAAGAUGGCGGUAAAUGUUGUGAUCCCAGUUUCGCGAGCACAUCAAUGAGCGGAUUUUUGCUGCGGAAAAAUAAUUACUGGCCAGCACAACGAUACGUGAUCGAACGUGGAAGUGUAUGAAGCAACCGCUAGUGAGUGAGAAAGUGUGCAAAAGUGUCUCAAAUAGGCCAUACAGCUGCCAAUUUGCCGGAAAUACGAGUGCAAGAUUUCCUCUUGGCGAAGAAGAGUCACCUUUCCUACGGUGGAGUUUGAUUCAAGCGAAAGAAAAGAAAAAUCUUUGUGCCUCUAGCUUUUUUUUCAAUUCGCCCUUGGCCAAUCGUGGCCCGAAAAAGCCAUCAUCUAUACGGGAAAUCGAUUUAUCAAGUGUGAAAUAAUUGGUGUUUUUAACACCGGCGUGAAUUUUUGGUCAAUCUAGUGCUUAAAUUCAGUUCCAGUUUGCAGACGAAGCGAACGCAAGAAAAAGGAUUUCAAUCUCAAAAUAAUUUCCUGUAUUUGGAGAAUUAUUUUUCGUGAUUUUCUGUGCUUCGUUACCGGGAUUGGAAUCGAUCAGUAACUGUUAUUUUCUGAUUCUCAAUCAACUCCGUUCAGAAAACGAUCUCAUUGGAUGUAAAUAUAUAACAUGUACGAAGUUUUAUCGUAAUCUUCUCUUCCGUACGGUUAUAGAUGAAUGCUUCGUAUGUAUUUUCGCAAAGCUUAGAAGCAUCGACGCAUAGAAUCAACUACUAGUAAAUAAUAAUACUACACUGAAGAAUAAGUAAUUUAUUUCGAAUCAAUCUCGAACUCUCAAAGAGUCUUGUUAGUGGCUAAGAAAAAUCCCUAAACGACGAAUGAAGCAGCUAAGCGCCUAGUGGAGAGAGUGAGUUAGAGAAAAAGAUUGUGUGUAUGUGUGGGUACAAGUGCGCAAGUUACACCAGGCAGUGAAUCAAUAGCAACAAAAAGUGAAGUAAGCUAAGACUGAUCUAGUGCUAUACAACAACAACAAGAUCGGGCUAGAAAUUCCAGUGCACCGGGAUCCCAAAUAAGUGAUCAAAAAUUGAGCAAAGCAUAGGCAAAGUUCGGUACAAAAUUCUAAAGAAGCGGAAGAAAAAAAAUUCCUCCAGUCACCAUCACCACCACCAUCAUCACCAUCGUCAUCAUCCAGCAACGACGACGACGACGACGGCGACGACGAACACAGGCACAGAUAGUGAUCAACAGCUAUCGCCACAGCCAUCCACUAGCAGCAGCAGCAGCGGGAGCGGCAGCAGUAGCGGCGGCGGUAACACCACCGGCGGCAGCAGACGCAACAUGACAACUGAUACGAGGCGCCGGGUGAAGCUGUACGCACUGAACGCAGACCGGCAGUGGGACGACCGGGGUACUGGCCAUGUUACCUCCAGUUACGUUGAUCGUGUUAAAGGUGAGUGUGUUUCCCUGUUAGUACACGCCGAGAACGAUGGCUCGAUGCUGCUGGAGAGUAAAAUUCAUCCGGACACAAUCUACCACAAACAGCAGGACACUCUGAUCGUGUGGAGCGAGGGGGACAACUUCGAUCUGGCCCUCAGUUUUCAGGAGAAGGCUGGUUGUGACGAGAUAUGGGAGAAAAUUUGUCAGGUACAAGGCAAAGAUCCCUCAGUCGAAAUCACGCAGGAUGUAGUGGAGGAAUCGGAAGACGAACGGUUUGAAGACAUGUCAGACUCGGCACCACCCAUCGAGCUGCCCCCCUGCGAACUGUCCCGACUAGAGGACAUCUCCGAAGCCAUCGGCAACGGUCUGACGUCCCAAAUCAGGAAGGAUAAGCUGGCGCAGGCUAUCGAAAGUGAGAACUACAUCAAAAAGUUGUUGAAUUUGUUUCACAUCUGCGAGGAUCUCGAAAACCACGAAGGGCUGCACUAUUUGUACGAGAUUUUCAAGAAUAUCUUUCUGCUGAACAAGAAUGCCCUGUUCGAGAUAAUGUUCGCCGAGGAUACCAUUUUCGAUGUGGUCGGUUGUUUAGAGUAUGAUCCUACCGGUAAUCCGCCUAAACAGCACCGACAGUAUCUCAGGCAGUUGGCCAAGUUUCGGGAGGCAAUCCCGAUUCGUAACGGCGAUCUGCUCGCAAAGAUCCAUCAGACAUACCGGGUGCAAUACAUACAAGAUAUUGUGCUGCCAACACCAUCGGUCUUCGAAGACAACAUGCUGAACACGCUGUCCUCGUUCAUCUUCUUCAACAAGGUCGAGAUAGUUACGCUAAUCCAGGAGGACGAAAAAUUCCUCGACGAUUUAUUCACGCUGCUGACCGAUCCAAACACUACCGAUAACAAGCGGCGGGACAUAAUAUUGUUCCUGAAGGAAUUCUGCAACUUUGCCCAGUAUUUGCAGCCCCAGAGCAAGGAAACGUUCUACAAGACGUUGAUCAGUCUGGGCAUUUUGCCGGCGCUGGAAAUUACGCUGGCUAUCAACGAUAAGAAAACGAAAGCAGCCUCGAUCGACAUACUGACCACGAUUGUUGAGUACUCACCUUCGAUAGUACGCGAUUAUACGCUGCAACAGUACAACAAUUCCGACACGGAUGAGGAUCAAACGCUCAUCAACAUUGCGAUUGAACAGAUGCUCUCCGAUUCGGAGCCAGAGUUGGGUGGUGCCGUUCAGCUCAUGGGCGUACUGAGGAUACUACUCGACCCGGAGAAUAUGCUCAGUUCGGUGAACAAGUCCGAGAAGUCAGACUUUUUGAAUUUUUUCUACAAGCACAGUAUACAGACGUUGACAGCUCCGCUUCUGUUGAACACCCUCACUGACAAGCCAGCCAACGAGGACUACCACACCGUCCAGCUGCUAGGGCUAGUGUUGGAGCUGUUGUCCUUCUGCGUUGAGCACCACACCUACCACAUCAAGAACUGCAUCAUCAACAAGGACCUGCUGCGGCGAAUAUUGGUACUGAUGAAAAGUACCCAUACGUUCCUAGUGCUGGGAGCGCUGCGGUUUCUGCGGAAAAUUAUCGCCCUGAAGGAUGAAUUCUAUAAUAGGCACAUUGUGAAGGGAAACCUAUUCGCGCCGGUGGUGGACGCCUUCAUCAGGAACAACGGCCGCUACAAUCUGCUGGAAUCCGCAAUUCUCGAGCUGUUUGAGUUUAUCAAGAUUGAGGACAUAAAAUCGCUCUACACUUACUUCGUUGAGAAUUUUGGCAAAAUAUUCGACGACGUGCAGUACGUGCAGACGUUCAAGACGCUGAAGAACAAAUACGAUCAACAGCAGGACCGCCUCAAGGAGAAGGAGAAGGGCAACAGUUUGGAAAGCUUAUCUUCUAGCAGCGUUCCAUCGAUUCUGCGAAACAGCAGCCGCUACCGACGGGAUCAACGGCAGCUUGACGAGGAAGAGGAAAUUUGGUUCAACGAAGAGGAAGACUUUGCCGAUAACAAAGUGGGAUCGCCCGAAUUAGACACGAGCCUAGGAAAAAUUUUCGACAAGAAAUCACCCGAGUCGUCUCCGACUGCCGCCUCAGUGAACGGUCCCAAGUACAGCAGUAACAACAGCAGCAGCAAUACGAACACAUCGCAGUCUCCGCUCUCACAGCUACAGACUAACUCCGCGCUGAAUAACAAUAACAUAGAUAUUAAUACUAACAACAGCACGACCACCACAUCGACAGGACUACCGCCUUCCGUUCAUCCCCUAGCGGCGGCAGCGGCGGCGGCUGCAGCAGCAGCAGCUGCUGCUGCGUCCGUCACCACCUCAGCAGACAACGUCAAUUCAACGUCCUCCUCUACUACUCCCGCGGUGGAAGUCGAUUCGCUGGAAGCCGUCGCCGACAGCAGCAGUCUGUCUCUGUACUCGACUAGUGGUGUCAACCUUUCCGCGGUGAAGUCACACGAAACUUCGCCUGCUUCCUCCACCUCGACUAUUACCUCUGCUGGCGUUGAUGGCGGUGGCGGCGGCGGCUUGGCGAUGGAAGAAGACGAUUGCCCGGACAAAUCCACCCUAACUUCCACAGUUGUUGAUCCGCAGUUGAUCGCCAAUGGCGACAGUGAUAGUAGUAGUAUUGUAGAAAACUCCACCAACAACACCGCCGAAUCCACCGCUUCCGCUGACUUGGAAGCAUCCAAGAGGUUAGCACUGGAAUGUUCCGCUGCGGCUACCCUAGCAGAGCAGACAACCAGUGUGAGACAAAGCUGCAACAGUGAUAAUAGUGGGCUCACGGUCGUCAACGAUGGUGAUGUCCUAGGAGACACCUCCUCCAAUAGUAACGGUGAUAUCGAUGUUCCAGCGGCAGCGACGGCAACACCAACAACCUCUUUGCCCACUGCCACGAUACUGACGCUCGUAGAUUCGGCACCGGAUGUAAUUGCACCCGUGGACGGAACACUCGAACACUUGAACCCAGCCACUACGGUUGUGAGCAGCUUAAAGAAGGGUCUGGUGGACUACGAGGGAGACUCCGAUGAGGAGGAUGAUGAUGACAGUGACAGUCCCGCACAAAAGAAGGCGCGAAUGGCAUAGCAUCGUAAUGCUGCCCACCAGUCCCUUCGCCAUCGUCAGCAACCUAAUCAUAGUAACCACAACAGCCACCAUCAUCAACAUCAUCAUCAUCACGUCGAUUCUCGUUGCCACGAUGCCGACGACAAGGACGAAAUGUCAAUGACGUUAGCCGUUUCGCUUGCUGCUACAACCACAACCACAACAACCGGAACAACAAAUUAUACAUAAUUCUUAUAAAUACAUGUGUAUCUAGAGGUAAUAUUUGCUAAUUUAACGAGAAAGAAUCAGAGGAAGAAAAUAAUAGUUUAAAAAGGAAACGGAAACACAAAAAAUAUCCGAUACAGUUUGUUUUCCGACGAAGCGCGCACUUGUUCCCCCUCCUUUUUGUUAGCGCAAGAAGAGGAUGCGCGCUUAGUGGAUGAUAGGAAACAGAACAAAACAAAAAACAAAAAUUCAUAAUUAUUAUAUUGGAUAAUAAUUAACGUUGUAAUUUAAAGGAGUAGAAGAUGAACAAAAACAUCAAACUGAAUACGAAUAAGUCUUGAUAAGUCUUAUCACUAUCACUAUUGAGAAACAAAAAAAAACAUAACACAACAACUAUUGCUACUGCUGCUAGAGGGGGUGAGGUCUAACAGAAUUUCCAAAGGCAGAUAGAGAAAACGAACAUGUUAGGAGUAAAUAAUUAACGAAGACACAACAAGCACAUUGCGCAGAUACAAACUUUGUAAUAAUCUGAGAGGCAAAAAUUGUAGAAACUGUAUUGUUGUUUUGAAAAUCCGUCAAAAAAUAGAAAAGCAAAACAAAUUAAGCUGCCCUGGAAUACUGUCGCGAAACAACCGGUAAAAAUGUGGGUGAAUUGACUUGCUAUUGUGCUAGCAAGCCAACGACAACACACACACACAUGCAAUCGUUUUCGUUCGCUCUGAAUUCUUUUAAUUAUUUUGGGAUAUUAUACAUAUGAAGGGCAAGAGAAAAAAAAACCAGAAAAAUAACAUUAGGCGCGCAUGCGCGGCGCUCUGAACGAACACAAUCAAUCAGAUCCGAGCAAAAAGAAACCAUUGAACGUAUGUAUUUAUAAAAACAAAACAAAAACAAACACGAAUUGAAGUGUAAUUGGCGUUAAACCAUGUUAUAAAUUUAGUACUAGAAAUUUGAAAUUGAGACACAAAUCUGCUCGAGAGAGGAGGGGGGGGGGGUGGUUCUAGGAUUGAUGAAAAUUAGGGACAGGUUUUUUGAGAAAAGUUUUCCUGCGAGCAGAAACUACUAAAGUCAGAUAUUUUGUUUUCUCUGUUCUUCGUAAUCAGCAUAACAAAAGGGGACUGAAACAUCAGGGCUUGCAUUUUCGUGGCUUAAAUUCCGUCGUCUUUAUUGAGGGCGGUGAGCGUGUUUUCGUGCGUAAAGGCUCCUUACAUUAUUGGUUUCUUUUUUGUGCUUUUCCUCAUCCUGAUUUUUCACCCAAGAACCAGUGUCGGGAAAAGGCGAAUAGAACGUUGUUUUUUAUUCGUCUUUUUCUCGUUCUAGGGUAAAAAAUUGCGUUGAAUCCUUCCAAUAGCUUUUGGAUGGGAUGCAUUUCAGUUAGUUAAAAAAAAAGCAUUCCAUCCCAGACCGACUUGGAGUUCAGUGAAGUUUAAAAGUUUUUCAUCAUUUGCUGUAAAUAGUAGUUCCUUAACUGUAAUUAGUGUUAAGCCAAAUUUUCGUAGGAAAUAAAAAAAUAAAUCACUAUACGAAUAAUCGUUAAGGCGAGAUGUAUAUUUUGAAAUCAAUUAGACGACCAAUAAAUUUACUCAAUUCCAA